Molecule: messenger RNA, 2190 nt
Organism: Trichoderma aggressivum f. europaeum
Lineage: Eukaryota; Fungi; Ascomycota; Sordariomycetes; Hypocreales; Hypocreaceae
Exons: 2
Coding region: 1-2190 (729 amino acids)
Biological process (GO): protein polyubiquitination; positive regulation of proteasomal ubiquitin-dependent protein catabolic process; ubiquitin-dependent protein catabolic process
Cellular component (GO): cytoplasm; ubiquitin ligase complex
Molecular function (GO): ubiquitin protein ligase activity; ubiquitin conjugating enzyme binding; zinc ion binding
Source: RefSeq, a predicted model, not a curated record
AUGACUACAUCCACGGUCGAGCUACAUACCCUCGUGUCUGCAUCUCUUGGGCCAGAGGACUGCAUCGACUUUUACGAAAAUCCAUAUACGGCGCUAGGAAAGCUACAAGAUGCUGUCAAAAGCAAACAACUCGAACCGCCAAUUCCAACAGAGAAACCAGCCGAUGGGGACAUCAAUGGCAUCGACUGGCAUGAAUAUGACCCUCCGGUAGCACUUAGAAAAACGCCCAACGUCACGUCUCAGAUCCUCUUAGAUAUCGUCUUCACCUCGAUUGAAAACGUCAAGACAAAAGUCGGCGAAGAGCAACGUCGAAAGAAAGAGGCCGCAGAGGAGGCUGCUCGUCGGACAGCAGAAGAGAAAUCAACGGCAAAGGGAAAGGAGCCUUAUUUGCCCAUAUCCAUUCCUCCCGAGAAUCCUCCAGCCAUAUCAUCAAGUAGCAGAGUCAAGAAUUCCAAGGAUUUGGUCAUGUCAGGGGCGGUGCCGGAUUUCGUUCUCUUGGACCCCCUGGGAGUACCAAUCAAAGAAGAGAAACGUCGAAAGUUUGCUCUACGCAAUUUGUUCCAGCGAAGUCCACAAGGGGGAGAAAGCAGUGCCGCCGGGCGAGCUCGUGAAGCUCUUCAACACAAAGUAGAGGCCAAGAUUAUGUCUGUCGACUCGAAGUCGGCCAAUCCGAAAACUUUGGAAGCCAUUACUGCGCUCAAAAAGACCAGGCUAUUCAAGACUGCUAAUCCGAAUGCACUUGUCGAAUGCGUUUCAUGCCUCGACGACGUCCCCGUGAAAGAUACGGUCAAGGUUCCAUGUCAUAGCUAUUGCCGCGACUGUUUCGUCCGUCUAGUAACAGCAGCAGUUCAAAAUAAACAACAGUGGCCGCCUAAAUGCUGCCUAAAUCAAAUCCCCUUCAAGACCGUUCUGAAGAAUAUUCCCGACGACCUCAAAAAGACGUUUCACGAAAGAUCAUCGGAGUGGGAAAUUCCCGUCAGCGAGCGAGUAUACUGUCAUGUUCCUGACUGUGGCGCCUGGAUUAAGCCUGGAAAGAUCAGUCUCGCCAGGCGUCAAGCUCUCUGCAAACGCAAUCACGUUACAUGUACCAUUUGCCGAGGCCAAGCGCACGGAAACAACGACUGCCCUCAGGAUCAAGAUUUGAACUUGACCAACCUCCUAGCAGAGGAAGAAGGUUGGAAGCAUUGUUACUCUUGUCAUGCCUUGGUGGAACACAAGGAGGCAUGCCAACAUAUGACGUGCAGAUGCGGUGCUCAGUUUUGUUACGUCUGCGGGCUUCGGUGGAGAACCUGUGGGUGUACAAUGGAACAGCUACAUGCCAUCAAAGGGGCUGCCGAAGCUCGCAGGGGGCAGAGAGUAAUCAACGAGAGAGCAGAAGCAGAGGAGCUGCGCGAGAUUCUUGCCCAGAUCGAGGAGUUUGAGCUCCAAGAAGCUUGGAGACUCGAGAUUGAAAGGCUUGAGCAGGAAAGGCUGGAACUGGAACGUUGGCAAGCCGAAGUUGAAGAGAGACUAAAAAUGGAGGAGAUCCGCCGUCAAGAGGUUGAGAUCAAGUACCAGCAGCUACGCGAGAUGCUGGAUGAACUUCAUGAGCUCCAACAGGUCAUGGCUGAUUCGAAGCAAGACGAAGAUGCUAGAGACCUAGCUGCGGAAGCCGAGUUAGCCAAGAUACAAUUGGAGGGUAGGCAGCAAGCUGAGCGUGAUAAUCUUGACUCUCUAGUGCAAGUCAAGCUCAGAGCUAGAGAGGAUAAGUACGCCAUGGAAUAUGCUGCUCGAGUGGACUUGGAGCGUCAACUGGAGGAGGGUUACCUAGCUCAGCUUCGCGAAUUUUGGGCUGAUAAAGUUGAUGGGGAAGAACGGGUUGAAGCAAGCAUGUUGCCAUUACGCCAACGCAUGGAUCUGGCGUACAGGACGUGGCAGAGGUGGAGGGACGACCAAUUGCACCAUUACCGCACCAAGCUCGAGGAGGAGCGAAGUGUAAAGGAAGAGCUCAUGUACAGCGCGAGAAGGAGGAACGACGCAGCGUAUGUGGACAAGGAGACGGACCUGACGAGGCGAAUGGUGGCGGAGAAGAAGUGGAUUCAAGAGGUGAUUCUGGAGCGUGAGCGAUUGAUUGUGGGAAUGGAGCUUCGAGAGACUCAAGACGACACGGAUAGUUUGUUCGCCGUGGAGAAUCAAGAGAACAACGAGUGA